UAGCAUACUAUAGGAUCAGUGCUCGAGACGUAAACACACUCCUUACAAGUCCUAAGAUUCUAUAAAAUAAGGAAAACAAUAAAAAUUGAAUGAGUAAUAAUAAAUAUUUACUGAGUGAAAGCAGAAUUUAAUGAACUUGUCAAUCGCCAUACAGAGAGAACUUCUCGAGGCUAGAAGGGAUACGGUGAAAAGACCAGAUUCAGGAGAAAAUCGUACUUACUGGAACAGUGGAGAAUUCUCGGUGUUGUACCUCCACUAUUAUUUCUUGACCAAAAAUUUUUGACGUGACCUACGAUACUCCUAGGAUUCGCAUUGAAAAGUCAAACGUUCGAAUUCACCCCGAUGGCAAUUCCUACGCAGUACCAAGUGAUUACUCCUCCUCUGCAAACAACGAUAGUUGGAGGCCACCUACACACACCUUCCUCGAUAUUUCAGCACAUGAUGGGCCAGCAAAAUCCUUAUCAGCAAUCAGGUAAUUGGGAGCAGGUACCACAAGUGCCUCCGAUGUAUAUGCCAUGGAGUGUGCCAAGUCUCCAACAAUCCCAACUAGUUAGAUUCACUGGAGAACGACAACAACAAACUUGUGGACCGAUGGUACAUCAAAAGAGAAAACUAGAUGUUCCGGAUAUUGUAGAAACGAGGCCGUCGAAACAAUUCAUUUCCGAAGAAAAAAUGGCAGCUCACUUCAGAGACAUGCAUAUCAGCUCAAAUUAUUCACCAACACCAGUUUCAUCGACGUCAUCAAUGUGCUCAAUGUCGCAAGCGUCUAAUAGUACAUCAACAAGUGUUGAAAUAGAUGUAGAUCCUGCCCCAGUCAAUAUGGAGGAUGGUAAAAGCAUGCACCCAAGACUGGUUAUUUCGGAGGAACUCAAAAGACUCCAGAAUGAGCCUCUUCUGCCUGCUUCACUGUUAUCCAAACUAGAACGGCCUUCCAUGGCCCUAGUCCUGUGGGAGCCUCCAAGUCGACACCUGAGGCUGCCUUUCAGCUCCCAGCCCCCAGCCCAGCCGUCCACCUCAACUACUGAAGAAGAUGAUAACAAUAAUAAUAUUGACAACAACAAUGAACAAAUCCCAGAUUUAAAUCAAGCAUAUUCAUUUAAUAAUAGUCCACUAGAGCUCAUGGACCUUUGAAAAAUACAAUUUUCGGGAUCUUAGAUGGUAAUUUGAGGGAAUCGCGAGUGGUGCGUACGUGGACCGUGAUCGUCGAUCAUGUUAGUCUUCUUUAUGACGAUUUUUGACUCAUCGUAACCAUAAGUUUCAUUACAAUGAGCCAUUUAUACUUAUUUGAACUCAUCUAGUGCGGAAUGCAGGAUAAAUGAAUAUUUUCUUUCAAUAUUAAAAUAACUAGUGUAGAAGUUUAUGAAUAUCGAAUAUUCUUGGCUUUGAGUCGCAAUAUUAUGUACUAUUAUCGGAGGUGUAGGUGGUUUACAUAAAAGGCUGAAUGCAUAAUAUACUCGUUUUUCUUUCAGUUUUUGAUUGGGAAAAUGUGGAGAAAUAUAAACUUUAACGUGUUAUCUCAUGAAAGAAAGUAACAAUUGAAUUAUUAUCCUGUUUUGUUCUUUUCUUUGAUUUCUUAAUGGAGAGUUGUGUGAUAUAGAUUUACAUGCGACUAACAAUGUUGAAUUAAUCAAAUUAAUUGUCUCAGACGGUCACUGAUAAUUGUGAAGAUUAAAAUUUGAUUUUCGAUUUAAUUUGGGCGUAUGUGUGGGCUCAAUACCGCCUGGACGGUCGGGUGACAGUUGCGAAAUUUUGUGAAAAAUUGAAAAUAAAUAUUAGAUGAGUGCGAGA
Molecule: messenger RNA, 1788 nt
Organism: Fopius arisanus
Lineage: Eukaryota; Metazoa; Arthropoda; Insecta; Hymenoptera; Braconidae
Gene: Mst85C
Product: Mst85C
Exons: 4
Coding region: 343-1131 (262 amino acids)
Source: RefSeq, a predicted model, not a curated record